Messenger RNA from Notechis scutatus (mainland tiger snake), 1053 nucleotides. The record is from RefSeq and is a predicted model, not a curated record. Lineage: Eukaryota; Metazoa; Chordata; Lepidosauria; Squamata; Elapidae.
AUGGAGGCAUUGAUACACCCCAAUGCACUAGAAAUUGGAAGUAGGACUAAAUAUUAUGAUGUUUUAGAUUCCAAAGGAAUGUUAAAAACAAACCAAGAACUCAGAGACCAAGGGGGUUUCAGUCUUGAUUGUUCAUCACUAUGUUACUCAAUUAUACAAUCUCUCUUUCUUCAGACUGCCACCACAACUGCUCCUCCCCAACAGACAGCUACCCCUGCUGAGUCCCUCCAAGUGGACCUCCUGCCUGUUUUGGCUGCAGCACAAGAAACAGCAGCUGCAGCUGCUGUGGUUGCUGCUGCCACUGCUUCUGCACCAGCUGCUUCCACAGUAGAUACAGCUGCCUUGAAACAGCAGCAGCCUUCUGCCUCUGAAGGUGGGAGUGGGCAGGUAGUGCCACCCACUCAGACCACGCAAGCCCCUACCCCACAGGCAGCUCCUGCCAACCCUCAGGCAUCUGAGGCCCAGAAGAAACCAAAGAGUAAAGGGCCCUACAUCUGCUCCCUGUGUGCUAAAGAAUUCAAGAAUGGCUACAACCUGCGACGCCAUGAAGCUAUACACACAGGAGCAAAAGCUUCUCAUGCUGGACCCACAACCAUGAAGAUGCCCACUAUGGUUCCCCUCAGCUUGCUUAGCGUUUCUGCCAUCGGUGGUACAGCCCCAGCAACACCUGCCCCUGCUGAGGGUACUGGAAACACAGCAGGGUCAGGUGCAGGCCUAGUGACCACAACAGCAUCAGGCAAACGUAUCCGGAAGAAUCAUGCUUGUGAGAUGUGUGGGAAAGCCUUCCGGGAUGUCUACCAUCUCAAUCGGCAUAAGUUGUCACAUUCAGAUGAGAAGCCCUACCAAUGUCCUGUCUGCCAGCAACGGUUCAAACGGAAGGACCGCAUGAGCUAUCAUGUCCGUUCACAUGACGGUGCUGUGCACAAGCCAUACAUCUGCAGCCACUGUGGGAAGAGUUUCUCUCGGUAUGAGGGAGUUGAGAGUUCAGGGAGGGUGCAGUUCAUAUUGGAAUUUUUGAAGUGCUUACAUGAAAAAAUUGAGAAAAAUAUUUUG